Messenger RNA from Angiostrongylus costaricensis, 558 nucleotides. The record is from the annotation of a GenBank genome assembly. Lineage: Eukaryota; Metazoa; Nematoda; Chromadorea; Rhabditida; Metastrongylidae.
AUGUUCCAGGUGUUGUGCAGUUUCGCUGAUGACCCUCCAGAGGUGAUUGAAUCCUUGGUGCGGGACAAGUUUCCCCAUUAUAGCCUUGCUGGAAGAACAGUCACUGGAAAUUUGAAUAUACUCGAGUGGAAAACACUAUUCACUGUGCUGCACAUGACAUUACCGAUCACUCCAGUUUACAUAUGCAUACUGGUGUUGAGACGGAAAAUAAUGGGGUAUCUUAAAGUCGCCAUUAUGUCCAAUAUGACCAGAAACAUGCAUCAGCAAUUACUUUCGGCGCUGACAUGGCAAGCUUGUCUGCCACUGUUCUACGCUUGCUCUGUCCUGUCGUACGCUUGCAGUCAGCUGGGCAUCUACCAUCAUCUACUGCUUGAGCAUAUGGUAUUCAUAUCUUUUAGUUUUAUUCCGGUUCUGAGUCCUAUUUUCUCGCUAUAUUUCGUAAAACAAUACCGCAGAUGUUUGCUACGACUUUUAUUUCGAAGAAAAUGUGCACUUAACAACCAAACUUCCUCCCCGGAGUCCUCUAAAUUUGUUUCCUACAAAUGCUCGAAGUCCUAA